Molecule: messenger RNA, 1090 nt
Organism: Zingiber officinale
Lineage: Eukaryota; Viridiplantae; Streptophyta; Magnoliopsida; Zingiberales; Zingiberaceae
Product: transcription factor BIM2-like
Exons: 4
Coding region: 254-637 (127 amino acids)
Biological process (GO): DNA-templated transcription
Molecular function (GO): protein dimerization activity; DNA-binding transcription factor activity
Source: RefSeq, a predicted model, not a curated record
UUUUGGAAAAGUGUCAUAUGGUCUCUCGUUGAUUGCUUUCCAUGUCGGAGAAGACCGUGGAUAAAUCACCUUUUGAUUAGGGUUUCCGUCGAUCUCGCCUCUCUUCUAAAUCUGCGAGUUCAUUCAGAGCUAGUGAACCUUCGUUCCUUCCUUCCUUCCUUCGUUCACAAGGUAGCGUUCUGCUGAUGGAGUCUCUUUCCAGAUCGAGCGGCGACGAGGACGAGCUCAGGAGGGCUCAAGGAUCGUCUCAAAGAUGUGUGUGUUUGAGAUUUUUUUUCUCCUUUUUUUAAGAAGCAAAAGAGAAACUAUAGGUUUGAAAGCUGAAAUGACGGGGAAGGUGGACGGGAAGAGUGGUGAGCAGAAACCAGGCACGCCAACUACGCCAAAAUCAAAGCAUUCAGCAACCGAGCAGCGUCGUAGGUGCAAAAUCAAUGAUAGAUUUCAGAUACUUAGAGACCUCAUACCUCAGUGUGAUCAGAAGAGGGAUAAAGCUUCGUUUCUUUUAGAGGUUAUUGAAUAUGUCAAAUUUUUACAAGAAAAGGUACAAAAGUAUGAAACCUUCCCAAGCUGGAAUCAGGAAAACGAGAAAUUGAUACCAUGGGUAAUCUUCUGUCAUUUCUUUGUAAUUGUGGCUUGAUAAAGAAUUCACAUUUAUAGGCUUCCUCCAUGUAAAUGCAAAUUAAUAUGGUGGUAAACGUAAUGUUUAACUGGAUGAACUACAUCAUAGCCUUAAUAUUUUAGAAUCGACCAGAUGCAAUUAAUAGAUAACAGUUAUUCUAUAUGUUUGGAUUGUGAAUUUUUAGGACAUGGAUGAAAGGUAAAUCUUUGUGUCUGCAUGUGUAUUUAAUCCAUGAUCUUGUACAUGAAAGCCAAAAAGAAAAUGGGUCAAAACCCAUAUGUUUUGAAGAAACUAGAAUGGUGUUUCACUAAAAAAUCAAUUUUGUUGGCUAUUGUGACAAGUGGAGAAGUAGGAAGAGAUAGUAGGGUAUGUUAUCAUCAGACUCUGAAAUUGCAUGACAUAUUUGUUUUGCUUGAUGAGGUUGUGGUAUGAUGGUUUUGGGCUUGUCAAUGUUUUGUGGACCCAAUUAAG